Phaedon cochleariae (mustard beetle) is the source of this 1344-nucleotide messenger RNA. NCBI's taxonomy places the organism in Eukaryota, Metazoa, Arthropoda, Insecta, Coleoptera, Chrysomelidae. The record is from the annotation of a GenBank genome assembly.
AUGCCUGAUGGAACCCUCCAAAGGUCUGAUACUGAAGAAGUUGGCAUAGCAGGGACACAACAAACUUCAGCAGAAGAUGUAUUGAUAUUUGAUUUCGACGAAUCGAAGACAAAAAGUGAUGAUGAACAGAAAUCACCACAGGAAAUGGUUGAUUAUAUGGAAUACUGUGUUCAGGAAAAUUUCAAGGAAAUUUUAGAAAAUACUUUAGGAGAUACAGAGUCAUGUGAUAGAUCUAACAUGAUCAUCACUACGGCUAUUGUACAUGUAAGUAACGAAAGGAAAGACAGUACCAACAAAAUAAUUGAAUUACCAGAAACCAUAGAUCAUACAAAUAAGAUUAGAACUCGUAAAGCAUUUGUAAAGAACAUGAGUGAAGAAGAUCUGGAUAGGAUUGAAGUGAUGGAGAGUGGAGAAGAUACAUUAGAUAUUUUAGAAAAUAAAGAAGUUAGCAAAUAUUCUGAAAGUAACAGCUUGAACAUAGAUGAAUCAGUAAGUCGAAAAAAAAUUCAAAAUUCUGGAAAAAAUGAAAAAACAGUAACCGUUCUGCAAGAUAUUACUUUGAAAUCAUUGAAUACUUCUUUCCUAUCUCCAUCUUUCAGUAGCCAUUUAUAUUUUCCUGACCCAAUGAACAAAAAGAAUAAACGGAUCAAAAAAGAUCGUCUUCCAGCAGCAAUUUUCUCUUCAGAAUUUAAAAAUAUGUUGCAAAAAAAAAAGACGAGAAGAAAAAGACUGAAGAUGAAAAGGAAAAGUGUUCAAAUCCUACAAAGAAAAAGGAACAGAGAAAACAAAAUAGAGACUGACGAAACAUGUGUAUCUGAAUCUGUGAUGGAUAUAAAAGAUAGUUUUCCAGAGUCUGUGAUCGACAGUGAAGAUAAAGAAAGUAGAAUCAAGGAAAAAUGUGCAACUUGUAGUUUAGAUAUCGAUAGUGAUACUGAAGACAAUGACUUGAAAAAUAUCGGCUGCGAUAGAUGUCCUAAUUGGUUUCAUCUCAAAUGCUCCCCGUUUCAGGGAUAUCAUGAGAUUGAGAUCAGAGAAAAUGACCUUGUCGUGAGCAAUCUGAAUAUAAUGGAAGAUUCUCAAGAUCUAUCCAUGAUUGAUAAUGAAUUUACCAUACAAAAACCAUCAGUAUCGGAAGAACUCGAUGAUGAUAAAAUGGACCCUGACUAUAUUCCUGAUCCAGGUUCAGACAAUGAAUGUGAACACAAUUCUGAGACCGACAAUGAAAACGACGACGAACCUGAUCCCCAGCCUGAGAGUAUACAGCAAGACGGUUUGGAAAGACAAAACACCAAAAAAUAUCGUGUCAGAGGAGUGAACAAAAGGAUAGUAAAUAAAAAACUGUGA